Sebastes umbrosus (honeycomb rockfish) is the source of this 1542-nucleotide messenger RNA. RefSeq names its product ceramide synthase 6 (gene cers6). Gene Ontology annotation, biological process: ceramide biosynthetic process. NCBI's taxonomy places the organism in Eukaryota, Metazoa, Chordata, Actinopteri, Perciformes, Sebastidae. Gene Ontology annotation, cellular component: membrane. The coding region runs from base 155 to 739 and encodes 194 amino acids. The transcript has 7 exons. Gene Ontology annotation, molecular function: sphingosine N-acyltransferase activity. The record is from RefSeq and is a predicted model, not a curated record.
CUGUGGACAUCCAUUAUUACUAUAUACUGGAGCUGUCUUUCUACCUGUCCUUACUCUUUUCCCAAUUCACAGACAUCAGGAGGAAGUUUUUUCAUGCACAGUACUACACUGAGGAGGUCCUCUGCAUCCCCUGCCAGUUCCAGAUUUCCUGAUCAUGUUCCUGCACCAUGUGGCAACAAUCUCCCUCAUCACCUUUUCCUACGUGAACAACAUGGCACGGGUGGGAACUCUGGUCAUGUGUCUCCACGACGCAGCUGACGUGCUGAUAGAGGCUGCCAAGAUGGCCAACUAUGCCAAAUGUCAGAUACUGUGCAACCUCCUGUUUGCAAUGUUUGCAAUUCUCUUCAUAAGUUCCAGGCUGGGAGUUUACCCCGUCUGGAUUUUAAAUACCACCUUGUUCGAGAGUUGGGAGAUUGUAGGGCCCUACCCAUCCUGGUGGGUCUUCAACCUGCUCCUGAUCCUGCUGCAGCUUCUUCACUCCUUCUGGUCCUACCUCAUAGUGAAGACAGCGUGCCGAGCAAUCUCCAAAGGAAAGGUGGGGAAAUGGAAUCCGUUGCAUGUGUCUAAAGACGACCGCAGCGACAUCGAGUCCAGCUCUGAUGAGGAUGACAGCCCUCCGCCCAAUCACAAGCACCACAGCAGCAGCAGCAGCAGCAGCAGCAGCACCACCAACGGGACCAACAAAAAUCACGGGACCAACGGCUACCUGACAGGGGGCCUGUAUCCCGACGAACACUGACUAAGCUCAUAUCACAACACUGGAGCCAUGCUACAGACACCAUCCAUCAAUCUGUGUGUGUGUGUGUGUGUGCGUGUAUGAUGGACACAUGAACAACAUCGCCUGUCUGGUACUGGAAGUUCUUGAUAGAUUUAUGUGAAUGCAGUUUUGUUAUCAAUUUCAUUCUUUACUAAUUUCCCUCGCGCAAUUUCUUCUCUUCAUCUACAGUAUAUAUUUGCAUCAAACUGCACUCAGUGAAAUAUCAAAGCACUCCUAUCGGUACAACCCACUCUCUGUUUAGCCAACGAAUGAAAGCAUUCUACUUUAUGGUGUACGCAUGCUACUUUAACAUACAGUAGUCUGGCAUACCGGGGGUGAGUUUUUUCUUGUUUAUGUCUUUCUAUGUUAUUUAUUUUUUAUAAAUAUGUUUGCAGAUGGCGGGACAUCUAUUUUACGUUGAAGAUGAAAUAAUCUUGAACAACAACACAGCUGUUUUUUUUUCACACCACACAUCAUGACAACGAGUAUUAGCGAAGUGCUAAAGACCUGGGUUUACUUUUAAUGCUACACCCCCAAAGAUAUGCCAAAAUGUGUGAAGUUUACUCACAUUUUUAAACACAUUCUCCACUCAAACUGUAUAUGAGAUGUCAAUAACAGUAUUAUGUGUGUGCAUCAGAUAUGGCUAGAUGCUGUAUCCCCUAUUAAAGCAUUUUGUUAAGUAUUCUGGUACAUUUCUGGUAAGCAUUUCAUUAAAGGCCAUUUGUCCUCUUAGGAGGCAGACAUGAGUUGUUUGAGUUAUUCAAUAAAAAAAAACAUGAAGAUUG